AUGCCUGCUCUGAUCGGUAAAAGAGUCGGUCCUACGGGCUACGGAACCAUGCGUAUGACAUGGAAUCCUUCGCCACCAUCAAAAGAAGUCUGUUUCGAGACUUUGAACACUGCCCUCGAAUCGGGCGCCAACUUUUGGAACGGCGGAGAGUUGUACGGAACACCGGAUUACAACUCUUGCCAUUUGCUGAAGGAUUAUUUUACCAAGUACCCGCAAAAUGCAGGCAAGGUUGUGCUCAGCAUCAAGGGUGGUCUAGCCCGAAACGAAUUCCGGCCAGACGGCUCGGAAGAGAACAUUCGCGCCAGUGUCGAUGAGUGUUUGCGAGUGCUGGAUGGUACCAAGUCAAUCGAUAUUUUCGAAUGCGCUCGGCAAGACCCAACAACGACUAUCGAAAAAACGGUCACGAUUCUCGCCAAGCUAGUCAAAGAAGGAAAGAUCGGGGGGAUUGGUUUGAGCGAGGUAGAUGCUGAGACUAUCAGACGAGCUCACAAGGUCCAUCCAAUUGCUGCGGUAGAAGUGGAAUUGUCCUUAUGGUCUCUUGAUAUCCUCGAAAACGAUGUUGCCAAGACAUGCGCCGAGCUGGAUAUUCCAGUCAUCGCCUAUUCGCCUCUCGGCAGAGGUGCUUUAACAGGAGAAAUCGCCAACUUCGCAGACAUCCCAGAGGGUGACUUCCGCCGCCUCGUACCCAAAUUCCAGGGCGAAAACUUUGAGCACAACUUGAAAUUAAUCAAAGAGAUAGCAGCUUUGGCCAAGCGGAAAGGCUCUGCCCCCGCUCAAGUUGCGCUGGCCUGGGUACGAAGUCUGAGUAAUAAGCCUGGUCUUCCUACGAUAAUUCCUAUUCCCGGUGGCACAACCAAGGAUAAGGUUAUUCAGAAUACUCAAGGAGUGCAAACCCUGUCAGAUGAAGAGAUGGCAGAGAUUGAGUCGAUUUUGAAGGCGAAUGGAAUCAAAGGAACUCGUUACUAG
Molecule: messenger RNA, 966 nt
Organism: Talaromyces proteolyticus
Lineage: Eukaryota; Fungi; Ascomycota; Eurotiomycetes; Eurotiales; Trichocomaceae
Product: putative pyridoxal reductase
Exons: 3
Coding region: 1-966 (321 amino acids)
Cellular component (GO): cytoplasm
Source: RefSeq, a predicted model, not a curated record